AUGUCUGCAUCCAAACUUGAGAAGAACGUGGCUAAUCUGGAGCGGCGACUGCGACACGAGUUUCAACUGGAGUUGAAUGCGAAGCUGGAGCCGUGCCUUGUGCGACUGGCUGCGCUCGAGCGACGACUGGAAGUGGAGUUGAUGGAAGGCCGGAGCAACAAAGUGGAGGAGACGAUUACGUGUGCGGAUGUGGACGACGGGUCGAGAUCACGGCUCCAGGCUGAACAGCCCAACAAACCGAUAGGGGACAAGGCGGAUUUCGUCAAUGUCCAGGUUCACGAUCCCCCGCCUCCGCCUGAAGACCCAAUGGAUCCGGUUGCUUUUCUGGAGACGACCUGGAAUUUGGUCCUAGUGGCAGGCCAUGCAGGUGUUGGUUGGAUCGACUUGGCAAUCGCUUGGCUGCUUCUCUUUGCCAGUGCCGGGAUGCAGAUCACCUUCAGCGUGAUCCUGCUAACACCGUCUUUUCUCGGGGAUCCCUUCGACGAGGCGCAAGUGACUGUAGCACAGGAAUGGAGGAACAGCGUAGCACACGAUGCGAAGAACAUGGACCUGGCUCGGACAAGCCUCACUGCCCGCGUCUGCAACAACUAUGGUGGCCUGAUCCUUUCCAACUCCCAGGCGAACUUGGUUCAGGACAUCGACAACUUUCUCGGGCUUGACAAAGACAUGUUCCAGACCCAGGGCUUCCGACCCGGCAUCUUACUGUCGAUGCUUUGCAUCUUGCUGUGGUGCCUCUAUGUUGGGAAUGAAUUCCGCACAAUCGGUCUCUCGCUGGAGGCGGUUUUGCAGAUUCCCCGCUCUGACAAAACCAGAUAUCACGAGGGAAGGUUUGAGACGUUGUCGUACGUGCGAUUCUGGUCUUAUGUCGGACUUCGCUUGCUGAGAGCUGGGAUAGCCUUAGCCCUUCUUUACGCCGGAAUCCUCUGGCUGGGCGGCACGAAAGCAAUCGAAGACCUCAUCCUCAACGCCGUGGCGCUGGGGGCCAUCCUCCAAGUGGACGAGAUGGUGUUCUCCGCCCUGAUGCCCAAGAAGCUGCAGCUGAGAAUUCAGGAUCUGGAGGCCAUUAAAGUGCAUUACAGCCGCCGCCGGAGUCAGGCGGAGUCGGUCUUAAUCUUGGCGGUCAUGGUAGGGCUCCUGGCAUGGCCCUGGUUCGGCAUCUUGGAGCCUCUGGCCCGGACGAUGGAGGCGGUAAAGCGUGCGUAUUGCGAGGGGAACCAGGACUUCGUUGUUACAUUUAACGAAGCCUCUGGGCUGUGGAAGAAUGGCCGUGCCUGUGGCCCCGACAUGGUCUCCCACGAGGCCAUGAAAGCCAUGUUACAACAUGCAACAUGGGGGGAGAUGAUGCGAGAGCUCUUCAACGAUAUGCUCUAUACAGCGCGCAUACCACAGUCGAUAGAAAGGGGAGUCAGCAUCCUCUUGGCCAAAACCGAUAGCCCCAGCGAUUGGACGGAGACGAGGCCGAUCACUUUGAGCUCCUCCUUACUCAAGGCAUUCUCCCAACUACUCCUUCUACGAGCAGGGGGAGAUGUAAUGACACCAGCAAGGCUUCAAUGCUCGAGGAAAAAUAGGCAAGGCGUAGAAUUGCUGAUGAUACUCAGAAGGGUCUGUCGCAUCGCCUUCGACUUUGGCUUGGAGAUGUAUGUGACGAAACUCGACAUCCGUAAAGCAUCUGACUCAGUCUACCAAGAAGCUAUGGCAGCCCGCAUAGAAUCUGACGUAGCGGGGAAUGGCGCAAAACCGUGGGAAGCCCGCGCCUGGGUCGCACUCUUGCGAUCAGACACGCUGACCGUCAACUUCCGGGGAGCCACCCUCCACCUCGACCAGACGAAUGGAGUUCGCCAAGGCAGCCCUGACAGUCCCGUCGCUUUCGGCUCCGUGGUAGCUCGGGACCUCGACGACUGCAUCGGGGAAGCAAAGCGGGCCAAGCCAACAACGGGAGACCCACCUCCCGAAGACGGCGGUAGCUACAUGGACGACACGUACAUUUGGUCGAUGUCGCACAGCCACAUGCAGAAGAUGCUCGACUUACUGGGGGAGCGACUGCCACACAAGGGCCUCUUCCUGCACCCGGGGAAAGUCGACAUCAUCAGCAAUAAGACGCAGACCACCUUCAAGGUUGCAGGGAAAGAAGUGCAGACGAAAGGGAAGGACCACAUCAUGACCGUCCUCGAGAGCCCUAUGGCGUUCCACCUCACACCCAGCAUCGUCAUUGCAGCGAUGCAGACCAGGGGGAUACUCUUCCGUCAUGGGAUCACCAAGAAGCACCCAGCAGCCAGCAGAUGGUCCACGAUCAUCCUGGAACAGAUUUGGGGGCUAUUGGGUCACAUGUGUCGUGGCGAUCCUGUCGGGGGACAACUCCUCCGUUGGAGAUGUUUAGCAUGGUGGAAUGCAAACAGACCGCCACACGGGAACAUCAGUCAUGCGGGGCGUUUCAACGCGUACAUGGAUAUUGAUCGGCAAAUAACUUCUGUGGCGGGGGAGAAUUGGCACGAGAUCGCCAUGGACCGAGGCCAGUGGUCAGGACUCUUGCAGACAUGGCUUGACAAAUAUGACGUACCGUGGGCAUCUGGACGGCAGACAAGCAUCAUGAACCUUGCACCACACAGAAGCACCAGCCCGGAGAACCGGGGAGAGGAUCCCAUUCCCCUCCCACCUCCGACUGCUUGA
Molecule: messenger RNA, 2667 nt
Organism: Symbiodinium sp. CCMP2456
Lineage: Eukaryota; Dinophyceae; Suessiales; Symbiodiniaceae
Source: the annotation of a GenBank genome assembly